Molecule: messenger RNA, 7796 nt
Organism: Dermacentor silvarum
Lineage: Eukaryota; Metazoa; Arthropoda; Arachnida; Ixodida; Ixodidae
Gene: tn
Product: RING finger protein nhl-1
Exons: 6
Coding region: 533-4672 (1379 amino acids)
Biological process (GO): negative regulation of translation; protein polyubiquitination; proteasome-mediated ubiquitin-dependent protein catabolic process
Molecular function (GO): translation repressor activity; zinc ion binding; ubiquitin protein ligase activity
Source: RefSeq, a predicted model, not a curated record
ACCAGAGCCUCGGCAGGACAGCCGCUCGGCUCUUCGCUGCCUCCUGUGGCCCGUUCAGUAGAAGAGAGUCGCGAGCUCCGGGUUGACGCUCGUAGAAUAACGGCGCCUUGCCUGUACAUAGUUUGCAAAGCAGCUUUUUUUGUGAAGCAGGCAACGUUUCAUCUGUGAUUGUGUCGAUUUUGUGAUUGGCCGUCGGCCACCGGCAGCUCUGUGCAGAAGUAGUCCGUGUCCUCCUCGAGGAGGUGGUGACCGGAUUCACGUAUACCAUUUUUGCUACUUUGUGCCGCGACAACGAAAUUCGCUCUGCAUACGGGAAUAUCUCGACAGAUGGACAUCCUCUCAGCGUGGCUUUGGCCGUGAGCGCGUCGCACGACGCUACGUCGUCAGCGUGACCAUUGAUGCUGACCACCCCGCGUCGCCUCGGCUACAGCAGCCAGAAUGAACGCAGGUCCCACUCAGGCCAGAGCAACGAACGACUACGCCUAAAUAGCCGAAAUCCUUAAAGCCGACUCGACUUGAGAGCGCCGACACCAUGACUUCAGCGUGGAGCCAGCUGGACCAGCUGCUCACGUGCGCAAUCUGUCUAGACCGAUACCGGAACCCGAAGCUUCUGCCAUGCCAGCACUCGUUCUGCGCCGACCCUUGCCUGGAAGGGCUUCAGGACUACGCGCGGCGGCAGAUCAAGUGUCCCGAAUGCCGGGCCGAGCACCGCAUCCCGUACAACGGCGUGCAGACGUUCCCCACCAACGUGACGCUGAUGCGGUUCCUCGAGCUGCACCGAGACAUCACGGGCGAAGAACCCGAGCCGCUGCCUUCGUCCAUGGAGCGCUGCCACGUAUGCAGCGAGAAGAGCUACGUGAGCCGCUGUUCGCAUUGCGAGAAGAAGGUCUGCGAGACGUGCAAGGAGGCGCACCUGGACAUCAUGCGCCGGGAGAUCAGCCGCAUCUGCAACCAAGUCCGCAGGUGCCUGAACCGGUUGAACGACCACCUCUCCCAGAACAGCAAGAACCAGGACAAGCUAUCGCAGAAUUGCGCGCUCGUGAAAGAUGAGCUGGACGACCUCAUCAAUCGCUACAUCAAAGACCUGCAGCUGGUGCACAGUAAACUCAAGAACGAAAUAGACGUGUACCUGCAGCAGGAGCUCAAGCAGCUGUCGGCGCUUUCCGAAGAUGUCGAGACAGAAGUUAACAACAUUACAUCUAACUGCGACGUCGUCGAGAAGUACGUCAACGACGACACCGAAUGGACUGACUCGGAGCUCGUGGAGUACAAGGAGAUAUUCUCCAAGACUCUCGAGUUCCUGAGGAACUUCGAUCCGGACACGUCGGAUUUCACGAGAAGGGUCAAGCUCCAGAUCCACACGGACCCUGACGCACUGCAUCGCACGUUGGCCAAUCUGGGAGAGCUCAAGUUCAACACCCCUAUCACGCAGUCAUCCUCGAGUCUCAACAUACCCCAGCUUAACCUCGGUUCGUCCGGAGGCGGCACGGCCAACGCACUGAUGCGCAGUCAGAGCGACCACCGACUCGCAGUGCAAUUCCAAAAGAAGCAGGACUCUACCCGGUCAAUGCUAGACAUUGGUCAGCGAUACGGCGGCCAUCUCAGUGACUCCGACCGAGAUGGCAGCUUUGAGGGUCCUUCUUCAAUGUACUCUAGAAAUCGCGGUAGGGACAAUAGUGAGAACUCUAUUCUUCGAAGGUACGGUCCUGAUCGUGGCAGGGAUAGCGAUAGUGCAGACAGCCGACUCUCAAAUCGCUAUGGAAGUCGGUUCGAAGACCGAUCCUGGAGAGACGAAGGCACGGGUGGAGGUCAUCAUAAUUUCAGAUCUCGUUACGCGCGUGAGCUUAUGGACGACGACUCGGAAGGACUGAGCAGCCACACGAGGAACGUGCGCUUCGAGGAACCACCGCCUCCGCGGGAGAAAGUGUUUGACACAGAUGACGCCACUCGCGGUCCGCUCAGCGGCGUCGUAAAGCUUAGUGAUUCGGCCAAAUUCAUGGAGCGUCUCCACGAAAACCAGAUCAGACAGAAGCAAAAGCAGGCCGAAAAGGAGAGGCUGGAAAACGAGCCGCCUCCUGCUCCGGUGGUUCCCGUGCCGCCACCUAGGAGGCCCCCGUCGAGGCAGCUCAGCGAGGACGAAGUCGACAAGCAGAAGAAGGCGGCCAACCAAGCUGCGGCCGCAACCACCUCGGCGUCCGCGACGUCCCCUCCGCCGCCCCUGGACACGAGGCCGUCGCAGCUCCGACGACUCGUGCCCAAGGACGACGUUUCGUCGCGAGCGACGCCCCCCGACUCCCCGCGAACGCCAACGCCUCGCCAGAGUUCCAUCGAGAGCACGCCCACGCAGUCCAGGAGGAGUUCCACGGCUUCCGAAGACACGACGGCCAGCACGACGACGGCGACCAGCGACUCGAUGCGGUCGCGGCAGCGCCGUGGCAUCGAGGAGGAGCCGCCGUCGCGACGGGAGCUGUCUUCGCCGGCGCCCAAGCCUUCGACGCCCGCCAGGUGCACUCGCGCGCCGCUGGCCAAGGCCGUAUCUCUAGACCACGACGAUCGCCGCCGACCGACGGAUGACAGGAAGAAAGAGGAAGCGAUGACGAGGGCCGGAUCGCUGGGCGGCCCGUCUCCUGCCGCGCACCAGUCGUCGUUCUUCAGCCGUCUGAGGCCGCAGCAAGCGCAGAUCGGCGAAGAGGAAGACACCGAGUCCGAGGCGUCCACCGAAGAAGAGGACACUUCGGACGAGGAGGAAGACGAGGAGGAAGACGAGGAAGAGGACGAGGAAGAGGAGGAGACGGUGGCGGCGCAGCCCGAGAGACCCAAGACGCCCACGACGCCCACGCGGAAGAUCUCGGCGACGCAACAGGCGCCCAAGAAGGAAGAGGAUAUGACCUCGUCCGUGUCGGCGCUGCUCAACAGGAGCGCCCAGGCGCGGCGGGGCAGCCAGGACGUGCGCUCCUCGACACCCACGUCGGGCAGGCACUCGCAGUACGCGAGGGACAAGGAAGAAGAGAGCACCAGGAGCCGCUUGCAGUCCUGGAGAGACACGCCGUCAUCGUCGGUGGACGACCCCACCAUGGUGUCCUCCUCCCGAUACGGCGGCACCUCCUUCCUGGCCAGCCGAAGGCGCGGCGCUGACGAAGACCCGCCGAGAGGGGAGGAGAGCGGUCCCGGAAGCCGCCUGCUGAGCCGCAGCCGGAGCUCGGCGCUCAUGGAUCAGCCGGAACCGCGAGCCGACCGGCGCAAGAGUCAGCAGGAGAACGCCACCACGACGGCGAGGUCGACGGCGGUGAACCCGACGUCGUCUUCGGCAGCAGCGCUGCGUAGGAGCCGACUGACUCGCAGCAAGAGCUCCAACGAGGUGCUGCCUGGAGAGGGCGACAGCGGCGACGAGGCCAACCUGCCGUCGCCGUCGUACCGAAGUCGCUACGGUCAGCCUGAGAGCACCUCUUCUCCCGCUGCAGGCAGCAGCGCUCUGUCCCGUUCGAAAAGCAGCCACGCGGUCAAGGACAGCUCACCGGACGCGGGGGACUACGGCGGCUCAUCGAUCGGUGGUGGGCCCGGGACGUCAUCCAGCUGGGCCCAGUACCUGCGCAACAAGUACGGCUCCCGCGGAGCCAGCGGUCCGGGCGCCUCGGCGGGGUACGGGCCCAAGAGCGUAUCCCGGUCCCGCAGCUCGCACGCGGUCUACAGCCGCAGCGGCAGCGACGACAACAGCUCGGAGGACGAGGAGGUUCCCGCCCGGGGUCGCGGCCUGGACGGCGGCAGUGCCUCGUCGCGCCACGAUGGACAGUACGGCAGCUACGGCUUCCCUCGAAGCAUGUACCUUCAAAAGCGCCGUAUGCAGCUCAAGAUCGGCACGCGAGGAACUGAACCCGGCUGUUUCACGUGGCCAAGGGGUGUCGCUGUCGGACCGGACAACUCGAUCGUGGUUGCCGACAGCAGCAACCAUCGGGUCCAGGUAUUCGACGCGUCCGGCCGCUUUCAGCACGAGUUUGGCACGUACGGCAGCUCCGAGGGCGAGUUCGACUGCCUGGCCGGCGUGGCGGUGAACCGCAUCGGCCAGUUCAUCGUGUCGGAUCGCUACAACCACCGCGUGCAGAUCUUCGACCCGUCGGGCCGCUUCCUGCGGGCGUUCGGCUGCGAGGGCCGCACGGACGCUCGCUUCAACUACCCUUGGGGCAUCACCACAGACUCGCUAGGAUUCAUCUACGUGUGCGACAAGGAGAACCACAGGGUCCAAGUAUUCCAGUCGGACGGCACGUUCGUGGGCAAGUUCGGCUCGCUGGGUUCGCGUCCGGGCCACCUGGAGCACCCGCACUACGUGGCCGUGUCGAACACGAACCGCGUCAUCGUGAGCGACUCGAACAACCACCGCAUCCAGAUCUUCGACGUGAACGGGCGCAGCCUCUCCACCUUCGGCUCCGAAGGGUCGGACGAAGGCCAGUUCAAGUUCCCGCGCGGCGUCGCCGUGGACGACCAGGGCUACAUCAUGGUGGGCGACUCGGGCAACAACCGCAUCCAGAUCUUCCAGCCGGACGGCUCCUUCCUGCGCGCCUUCGGCCAGUGGGGCUCCGGAGACGGCGAGUUCAAGGGACUCGAGGGCAUCGCCGUCAUGCCCAGCGGGAACAUCGUCGUUUGCGACCGCGAGAACCACCGCAUACAGGUCUUCUGAGCAAAACGCAGAUCAGAAGACGGAUCUACGCGUAGACGCAUUGCUGCGCAAUCGUCGCACGUCGUGGGGUGACGCUGGGCCGCUUUCGGUGUCACGACCGGGCCUGUUUCCGGACGGGAGGAGAGACCGGAAGGAGAACCGUCUUGCAAGGAGCAAACACGGAUGGAAGUCGUACUUUCCUUGGCUCCAUAUUCUGUCGGAGAAUUCGUUUCGCCUUUCUCCCCCCCCCUCCUUUUGUUGUUGUUGUUAUUUGGUGAUGGAAGCGAAGGCUGUGAUCAAAGACAUGAGUGUCUCGAGUGUAUACGUGGCGUCGCCGUAGUAUAUGGCAUCAAACUAUAAUAAAAAGGCGAAAAAGAAAACAGUUAUAACAUUAAACUAAAUAGUAAAUACAUGGGGGCACAUUGGUGCGCGUGGCAGGGAAUUGUCGCAGACGUGCUUAUUUCGGAUGCUUGCUAACGUCGCUGACAGAACACCCCGGAGUAUAUGGGCGUAAGAAUUGGGACCCAAAAUAUUGUUGCUUCAUAAAGAAAAGUUUGUACAUUUAAAUUUCCUGCAGAAAUUUGAAGUCAGUCUGCGGGUCAUGACUUCAAAUUGCCCCGCGUAGAGUGACUCUUGUGUAUUUCGCAACGGUUGUCGGUAUGGCCUUCAUAUCUGUCCAUCUUUGAUCAAGGAUAAUAAAACAUGGAAGGCUAAGUGAGUUUACUGCUGAGGAGGUUGGAUCUAUAGGCUAUCUCGUACAACAUAUCCGUAAAUUAGCUAUACAUGUAUGCAGAUGUCUAUAGACAUCAAUGAUACCUGAGUACGAUAUAGCGUACGCUGCCUGCCGUGUUGAGUAUUGUGACGCUGUAUUUGACUUACUAUGGCGUGUUUUCAAUAUUGCGUAUUAUUUUGAUCUGAUGAUUUUGCACUGGUUGCCAAAACUGUGCUUUGCCUUUUUCUGAGUACGCAAAGUAGCUAGCACCAGUGACGUCAUUCGUGUUUUGGGAAGUGAUCAACCUUUAGAAGCUGAAAUGUGUGAUCUGUCUGAGCGACCUUCGUUUUCGACUUUCUUGACACCUGUUUCCUCCUUGUUUUUUGACAACCAAACACGUCGUCUCCUCCAGUUUCGAGAUGUCGCAGCGUUCCCAGAAACGUACGCCGAAAGUGAGGACUUGGCUGUAUCGCAGUUGUUCCCACGUGGAUUCGCAACAGAAUGUCGGGUUUGGCCGUGUGCGUUGUUUUUAGAGUGGAGUGCAGUGAGUUUUGUUUUGAUCAAUCCACGAUCUACGCUGUCGCCGCUUGCUUUCUACGCACUGCCGCAGUAUUAACAAUUCGACAUCACCCCAUGAUGCGAGCAUAUUUCCUCUGUAAAUCUAAACCAACAAUCGCGCACACAUUUACAUGGAACAGCGAGUUGAUUCACUUUACUUUCCUCACAAACAUACGCUUUCUGGAAAGACAUAGCCAGGCAGUGUGCAGCUUGGAGCAAACUCGUUCUGGGUGUACUUUGGAUCACGAACCGAGCAUGCUGUUCGCGAGAUCUUGAAUGCAGCGCGCAUUCAGUAUUCAGAUUCACUUUCUUUUUCUUUCUAUUUUUGUUCGUCGGUCGGCGGCCCUGUGGUUUUUCUUUUUUUGCACAGCAUUUACGCAUGUAAUCAUCUCCUUGUCACAAACGCACAGAUAUCUUGUUUCUUAUUUGUUUUGUUUUGUACGUGCCGUUCUGUUUUUCCUUUACGUUUACCUCAACUCAGUUUGGUCGUCGACGAGGCUUGCGGUGCUGCAUAUCGUCGCUAUUGUCAACCGUACCGAGCCCGAUCUCGACGUAGUGGUUGCAAACGUGAUUCAAAUAAAUUAUUCUAGGUUUUACUCAAGGAGGUUAUAAAAAGGACUUCUGAAGUGCCAAUCGUCGUAGCCGUCACAAGGAAAGAUGGGACAACGACAGGUGAAGCCAUUAGCAGGCGCAUCGAUAUGAAAGAGAGAGAGAAAAAAAAUGCCCAGCCGCUGGUAUCUUGUUUAGAGCGCAGAUAAUUUUACUCUUUGACAAUAUAAUCUAAAAUAAAGAUAAACGUCGCUGCUGCUAACCAAAACACUCGGCUUGAGUGAAAGUGGACUUAACGCGGUCUGUGGUACCAUUUGUCUCGAUGUUCAGUCAUUAUGUAAAAAACUACGGCCCAAGGAAGCCACCCAAGGAAGCCAUUUGGGCAUGGCACAUACCGGCUUCUUUGACUGUCAAUAAGGGGUCGUGUAGUGAAUGCUUCCUUGUGAAGACAGGCAGCCAUAGCGCCCGCGGUAAGACGGUGUCUGCAACUUCACCCGCUACAGAAGUUUUUUUUUUUUUUUUUGGUACCUCCAUAGUUUUCCUCAUUCCCCCCUCAUAGUCAGAAAGAAUAAGUGUAAUAAAAAAAAUGGCGUAAGACCAUCCACUUCCUGGCAUCUCACGUCGCUAGGUUCGCGUAGUGUUAGCCUUAUCUAGUCAGCCCGCCUUUCGCAACUGACGAAUGCUGAAGUACCUCGUCCCGUUUAUUUUGAGCUAGAGAGUAGGGCUAGCGACGUCAGACGCCAGGAAGUAAGCUAGCUUCUCCCGCAUGACCCUCUCCUCUAGCUCGUAGAAAGACGGGUAUCUCGGCGUUCGUCAUUUGUGAAAGGCACCAAAGAGAACGUGCAUGUGUGCGAGUGUAUAUUUUGGACGGCUCUUUCUCGAGCGAUUCAAACAAAUAAAGGCGAGAGCUCUUUGUAUUUAUGCAUGAGUGUGGGCAAGAGUUGAGUGAGUUUCCUUUGUGCGCGGAGAUCUUGCGGGAUGCUUUGAAAUCCGUUGCAGGCUCUCUCUCACAUUUUCUUUUCUUCUUUCUUUUCAUUUCUGUCCUUCUGGCGCGACGCGCAGAAUCAGCGACCUGUUGUGGCGCUGGCAGCUCUUAUUAAUGAGACUAUAGACUGCAGAUUCGGACAAAAUUUGACAAAGUGUUUCCUUUUACAAAAAGAGAGAGAAAAAAAAAGUAAAGCAAGAGAAAAAGAACGAGCGAAGAAAAGUGUGCUCUAUCUUUUUGUGAUCGGGUUCUCGGAAUACCUAUUCUUGAACGGUUCCUUGAUGUCUUUCACGACGACUACGGUGUUGUGAGUACGAAAAUAAAUUUGUUUCCUUUAUUCU